AUGCAGACGCAGGUCGUCAAGAUCCCCGCCCAGGGAUCCGAACUAGGGCACUUCCGCGACUCCGAGGGUCCAAGCAGGCUGGAGGAGUGGUGCGUGAGCGAUGCCGAGUCGUCGCGGGACUCGAUCGAGGCGCUCGCCCAGGCCGGCGCGCACCUGCAGCACAGGGACACGCCGGUGGCCUUCCCGACGGAGACGGUGUACGGCCUCGGCGCCGACGCCACGCGCAGCGCCGCGGUCCGGGGCAUCUACGCGGCCAAGGGGCGGCCGUCCGACAACCCGCUCAUCGUGCACGUGUGCGACCUGCGGAUGCUGCGGCGGCUGCUGGGCACCGCCGCGGACGGCACGCCCAACGCGUUGCCCGACCGGUACGCGGCGCUGAUCGAGCGCUUCUGGCCGGGCCCGCUGACGAUUCUGCUGCCCAACGCGCGGCCGUCGGCGCUCGCGCCCGAGGUGACGGCGGGGCUGGCCACGUUUGGCGUGCGGAUGCCGUCGUCGACGCUGGCGCUGUCGCUGAUACGGCUGGCGGGCGUGCCGCUGGCGGCGCCGUCGGCCAACGCCUCGACGCGGCCGUCGCCGACGGCGGCGCACCACGUGCGGCACGACCUCGAGGGCCGCAUCGAGCUGAUCCUGGACGGCGGGCCGAGCCGCGUCGGCGUCGAGAGCACCGUAGUCGACGGCCUGUGCGACCCGCCGGUCGUGCUGCGGCCCGGUGGCGUGAGCAUGGAGGAGCUGCGCGCCUGCCCCGGCUGGGAGCGCGUCGUCAAGGCAUACAAGGACCACAGCGAGGAGGGCAAGGCGGCGCCGCGCGCGCCGGGCAUGAAGUAUAAGCACUAUAGCCCCACGGCGCGCGUCGUGCUGUACGAGGCGUCGUACGGUGGCGCCGUGGACGGCGGGGGAAUCGCGCCGGUAGAUGUCGAGGCUGCCGCGCGCGCGCUCGAGAACGGGCACGCGUCGGGUGGCGGCGAGGCACAACCGGCGCGCAAGGUGGGCGUCAUUCGAACGCAGCGGUGGAAAGCGGGCGGUGGCAUUCAAGUACAGAACUGGCGCGAGGCAUCACCCGUGGCGACGGAGGUGGACAAGUCAGUAUAUGAAGUGUAUACGGGCGACCUUAUCGGCGCCAGCGGCCAGGUGGUCGGCGAGCUGUUUGACGUGAACCUGGGCAAGGAGGCGAAGGGCAUCGCGCAAGGGCUCUUUGCCGCGCUGCGUGAACUCGAUAGCCGAGGCGCCGACACAAUAUUUGUCGACGGUAUAGACGGAGAAUUAGACAUUGCAGCGGCGGUCAUGAAUCGCCUACGCAAAGCAGCAUCGGAACUGAGAUCAUGA
Molecule: messenger RNA, 1323 nt
Organism: Cordyceps fumosorosea ARSEF 2679
Lineage: Eukaryota; Fungi; Ascomycota; Sordariomycetes; Hypocreales; Cordycipitaceae
Product: Translation factor, SUA5 type
Exons: 1
Coding region: 1-1323 (440 amino acids)
Biological process (GO): regulation of translational fidelity
Cellular component (GO): cytoplasm
Molecular function (GO): double-stranded RNA binding; nucleotidyltransferase activity; tRNA binding
Source: RefSeq, a predicted model, not a curated record